Coregonus sp. 'balchen' is the source of this 1187-nucleotide messenger RNA. Lineage: Eukaryota; Metazoa; Chordata; Actinopteri; Salmoniformes; Salmonidae. The record is from the annotation of a GenBank genome assembly.
AUGCGGCUCUACCUGGACAAAGCGACCCUGGUCUGGAACGGGAAUGCUGUGUCAGGGCAGGCUGCUCUCGGGGAAUUCUUUGAGUCGCUUCCCUCUAGCGAGUUCAGUGUCCAGACUCUGGACUGUCAGCCAGUGCACGGUGACAUUCUUUCCCACAAUUAUAAUUUUCUAAACUAUUUACAUUGGCCCCUGUAGCUCAGUUGGUAGAGCAUGGCGCUUGCAACGCCAGGGUUGUGGGUUUGUUUCCCACGGGGGGCCAGUAUGAAAAUGUAUGCACUCAUUAACUGUAAGUCACUCUGGAUAAGAGCAUCUGCUAAAUGACUAAAAAUGUUUUUUUUAAUUGUAACUGAAAAAAAUCGCUAUAAACAAUUAUUGACUCGUAUUACACAUGUAAAAUUAGACAUACAAAUUAAACAUGGGAACAUGUUAUUUUUUUAAAGGAGAUAGAAAUGUAUAGACCCAGAAAAUAUUAACUAAGUCACAAUUAUUAUAUUGUUGACACUAAACAGCAUGUACUACCUUCUAUCUAGGAUAUCCACAUUUAGAAAUGCUUCUUCAGAUGGAUCUACCAUUCGGCUAUUAGACCGUAAUCCAGUUUUUUGAUAAACUUGGAUUCAUUGAGAUGCUGCCUAAAAUGUAUAAUGCUGACAUUUACAUACCAAAAUAUAUAGUAGUCCAACAACUUUAGCCUCGUUCCAUCAUCCUGAUCACACAAUAUAGAAACAGAAUGUGAUCUUGCGUGAUCAGGAUGGCGGAACAAGGCCUACACCACUUUCCCCUCCUUAUAUUCCCAUACAGAACAGGCAACCCAGGGCCAGACCACGCUGCUGGUGGUGACGGCAGGACAGGUGAAGUUUGACGGACAAAAGCAGCGCUACUUCAAUCAGAACUUCCUCCUCACAGCCCAGGCGUCGCCCACCAGUGAUCAGCCUGUCUGGAAGAUCGCCAGUGACUGUUUCCGCUUUCAGGACUGGAGUAGCUGAGGCCUACUUUAAUCUGGUUUUAGGGUCGUGUUCAUUAGGGCACACAAUAGCAAAACAAAUUGCAACGAGCUACGAAAACAAGCAUUUCUUAUUGGACACGUUUCAGUCUGUUUGGUGCCUAAUGAGUACAACCCUGCUUUAAGAUUAGGUCUUUAUUGUAAUGCCAGUUACACUGUGUACCUAAAGACUUUUGUAAUAAAAUAA